Messenger RNA from Parastagonospora nodorum SN15, 2280 nucleotides. RefSeq lists its product as hypothetical. The coding region runs from base 1 to 2280 and encodes 759 amino acids. Gene Ontology annotation, biological process: protein deglycosylation; glycoprotein catabolic process; protein quality control for misfolded or incompletely synthesized proteins. Gene Ontology annotation, molecular function: carbohydrate binding; peptide-N4-(N-acetyl-beta-glucosaminyl)asparagine amidase activity. Gene Ontology annotation, cellular component: cytosol; nucleus. Lineage: Eukaryota; Fungi; Ascomycota; Dothideomycetes; Pleosporales; Phaeosphaeriaceae. The record is from RefSeq and is a predicted model, not a curated record. The transcript is spliced from 2 exons.
AUGGCGAAAGCAGGCCCCGAUGUCAACGGCGGCGAGAAUCAAGGCGGAUUCUCAUCCGAUGGUGCCCCAAUAUACGGAUUCUCACAUAUGCACGACAGUGGAACCGGAGGAUCGCCUUCGCUGGGCAACUUCCCUAUCUUCGCGCAAGCAGGAUGUCCGAACGACGAUAUCAACGCAUGCAACUACACGUUCUGGGACCGAAGCACUGAUCGAAUUAAUGGUACUAUCCAUGCGCGCCCAGGAUACUUUGACAUUACCUUAGCCAACAACAUUCGCACGGAAAUGACUGUCACGAAUCACACUGCGCUGUAUCGCUUCACGUUUCCUGAGACUCCUGUGACGGCGAACACGACUUCAAAUCCCCAUAUCCUUGUCGAUUUGAUGGAUUUGCCAAAGUCCCGUGCCGAUGCGAACAUCACCAUUCAUCCAAACAAUGGGCGCAUAUCAGGCAGCGGUCGCUUUACGCCAUCCUUCGGCCAGGGCGCCUACGUGUCGUACUUCUGUCUGGAUUUCGACGGCGCCGCCGUCAAGGACGCAGGUAUCUGGACAAACUCUCGCGCAGCACGCACAACAAGUCUGAAAAUUCGAUCCGGCGAUGUAAGACAGGCUCCGAGUCUACGCCCUGCAGGUGGAUGGGUCCAAUUCGAGAAGCCGAAGAAAAACAACCAGAUCCUUGCUCGUGUUGGAAUGAGCUUCAUUAGCGAAGCACAGGCGUGCUCCAAUGCCGAAAAAGAGAUCCCGCGCACCAACUUCGACUCUGUCGCCAAAGCGGCGGAAGAGGCAUGGCGCGCCAAGUUCGAUGUCAUCACUAUCGAGGCCGGCGGUGUCGACGAUAAUCUCCAGACUACUUUCUGGAGCGGCGUGUACCGCAGCAUGAUUAGUCCGCAAGAUUACACCAACGAGAAUCCGAAUUGGAACUCCAGUGAACCAUACUACGACUCGUUUUACUGUAUUUGGGACAGCUUCAGAAGUAUUCAUCCUUUGUUAACGCUGCUGGAUCCGCAUAGUCAGACGCUGAUGGUGAGGAGUUUGCUGGAUAUCUAUGUGCAUGAGGGCUGGUUGCCGGAUUGUCGUAUGAGCCAUUGCAAGGGCAAUACGCAAGGUGGCUCAAAUGCUGAUAUCGUGAUUGUGGAUGCGUAUCUCAAGAACAUUUCUGCGGGGAUCGAUUGGAAUCUUGCGUAUGAGGCUCUCGUCAAGGAUGCUGAGGUUGAACCUCCUAACUGGGAUAUCGAAGGGCGCGGUGGACUCGCUUCAUGGAAAUCUCUAGGCUACAUUCCCACGGAGAACCUCGACACCGAUGGCGUUGGUACAGAAACUCGUAGCAUCUCCCGAACAGUCGAAUACGCCUACAACGACUUCACCAUUGCCCUCCUCGCCCGCGCUCUCGGCCACAAAGACGACUACAUCAAAUACCUGCAACGCUCCGGCAACUGGAAGAACAUGUUCAACCCCGCCCAAACCAACAUCAUCAACGGCACCGACACAGGCUUCGUCGGCUUCCCGCAACCCCGCUUCAUGAACGGAACCUUUGGCUACCAAGACCCCAUCUACUGCUCCCCACUCCUAGACUUCACAGGCUGCUACCUCAACCCCGCCGGCGGCGAAACCUACGAAGGCCCCGUGUGGCUGUACUCCUUCUUCGCGCCCGGCGAUAUGGCCAGCUUAAUUACUACCCUCGGCGGCCGCGAUACCUUCAUCGCGCGCCUCAACUGGCUGCACGAAUCGGGUAUCUUAUACGUCGGUGACGAACAAGCCUUCCUAACCCUCUUCCUUUACCACUACGCCGGGCGCCCCGCGCUGAGCGCUCAGCGCGCGCACCAGUACAUACCGAGCCUUUUCAACAAUACAGUCGCGGGUAUACCUGGCAAUGACGAUAGCGGCGCCAUGGGCUCGUUCGUUGCGCUUGUCAUGAUGGGUAUCUUCCCCAACGCAGGCCAAGACGUGUACUUUAUAAUUCCGCCAUUCUUCGAAUCUAUAAGCAUUACGAACGGCCAGACAGGGAAGACAGCCACUAUCAAAAACAUCAACUUUACCCCCGAUCAGAAGAACUAUUUCAUCCAGAGCGCGACGCUGGAUGGCGUGCCGUAUACAAGGAAUUGGAUACAGCAUAAGUUCUUCCUCGAGGGCGGCGUAUUGGAACUGACCCUGGGAGAUAAAGAAAGUGAGUGGGGCACGAGGGCGGAGGAUGGGCCGCCGAGUUUGGGGCCGUUUACGAACGGGACGGAGGGGUGGAAGAGGGGGUGGGAGAUGGAUGUUGGGGAGGUGAGGUUUGGGGUUUGA